This is a messenger RNA of Nezara viridula (southern green stink bug), 4269 nucleotides long. Lineage: Eukaryota; Metazoa; Arthropoda; Insecta; Hemiptera; Pentatomidae. The record is from the annotation of a GenBank genome assembly.
AUUUUGUAGUUAUCAAGCCCGAAAAUGAUAAAAUUUUGAAGUGUUCUGAGAGGUUUUAGUUAAGCAGGAGUAUGUUCCUAUUUAAUUUUUAAAGUCGAUAUGUCCGCCAUGGAUUUACUUCAUAUUUUUCGAAAUAGUAAAGACUUAACUAAUUUAACCGAUGCUGUUGUUGCUGAGAUUGAAACAGGUGACUUGACAGUUCUUAAAUUGGUAGAGAUUUUGGGUCCUUGGUUGACAAAUACUGAUAAAAAUCAAAGGAAGCAGGGAACAUCUCUCCUUGCUAGUGUACUGAAAUUGAUUCCAACCAGAUUACUCCAGGAAAAGGAAUGUUUAUUUAUGGUUACAUUUUUUUGUAAUAGAUUACAAGACCACUUUACUAUUUCUCCCUAUGCUUUGGAAGGAUUAGCUGCACUUACUGCAAUGGAUAAUUUUUCUGAUGAAUCGCCUAUUGAAAUAAUUAAAGCACUUCAGGAGAACAUAACUUGUCAAGCUUUGACUCAACCACAAAGACGCGAUAUUUACUUAAUAUUGUAUAAUUUGUUAAACAAAAAAUCAAAAAAGAUUUCAACUGAUUUUCCAAGUGAUUAUCUAUAUACACUUAUCUCUGGAAUGGAUUCUGAACCUGAUCCACGUAACUUGCUUUUCCUAUUUUCUUUUUUGCCUAAAGCUUUUACAGAAAUACCGUUGAAACAUUUAGCCGAAGAAGCAUUUGCUGUUCUUGAGUGUUACUUUCCUGUUGAUUUUACUCCGGUUGAGGAGAAAGGAAACAUUACCCGUAAAGACUUGGCUAGGGGAUUAGAAGCUUGCCUUGUGGCUAAUCCUGCUUUUGCAGAAUAUUGCAUUCCUGUAAUAUGUGAUAAGAUGGAGAGUAGCCUUAAAGUUGCUCAAAUGGAUUCAUUAAGUCUAAUUAUUAGAGCCUCCAGCAGUUGGAACCUUGAAUUUCUUAAUCCUUUUAUAAAAAGGUUAUGGUACAGUAUAAAGGAUGUGCUAAUCCCUGGUAAUGAUCCUGAAGUUGCUUUGCUGGCAGGAGAAGCCUUAACAUCAAUACUUGGAGCUUUCUCUACAGCAGUUCUCUCGGAAAGUCUAACUGAAUCUCUAACAUUUUUGCUUGAUAGCAUUAUUUCAAGCACACAUUGUUAUUUGAGCAAUCCAAGUUUGUCAUUAUUCCUCCCAACAUUAAGACUACUUCACAAUAUUAUAGCUGUUUCUAGUACAACUGCUGUCUUCAUUCUACCAAAGAUAUUGCCACAACUCCUCGCCCUACUGGAAGUUAAUUCAGAUCAGAGUGAUGUAAUAUUAAAGGCUUUAUCUCCAAUUCUUGUUUCAUCAGUCAAAUUUGAUUGUUGGGAAAGUGAUACUUGCCAGGAACAUUUAUACAAAUUUAUUCCAAUUAUUCUGAAAACUAUUGAAGAUGACAAAUGCAGAGGGAGUGGUUUUGCUUGUUUGACUGCUGUUUUAAAUAAACUUCCUGAUGAUAAAAGAUUAUCACUUUACAAGGCUAUACCAACCAUUGCUUGCAGUGAAUCAUUCCAUUCUUGUCGAGAAGAAUUCAGCAGAUUUAUAAGAAAACUAUCUGAAGAAUACACCCUUGAAGUAGAAACUAAUUUAAUAUAUACCUUCAAAAUUUCAGAAGAAUUCAAUGCAACUGAAGUUAAAAAUUAUUUAGAAGUUCUUACAUGGACGGUUGACUACCCCCUGUUAACCGAGGCUAGUGGAAAAGUCUUAUUAAAUCAUAUUAUUCAGAAAGAACUUGCUUCUUGGAGAACUCAUGUAAUAUUUGUUCUCAGAGAUUAUCUCAAUAAAACUGAUGUUAAAGUACUGAAAUGCCUCAGCUCAGUGUGUGGCUUUCCAGAAAAAUUACUUCAUUUUUACUUUCAAAAUAUCACUGAGGAGUAUGGCGAAGUAGAAUCAGUUGCUGCCAUUGUGAUGAGAAUCGUCCAGUCAUUGGAUAUUGAGGAGCAGAGAACUCUUUUAAAAACUGGUUUGGAAUUAUUUGAUAAAAGUAUUGCAAUGAACGACUCCCCAUGUAAUCAGUUGGUUUUAUUGGAAGGCUUAGCAUGUGGUCUAAGAAAGGAUGUAGAAAUUGAAAAUUGUCUUCAUCUAUCCACAUGUCUGAUAGAAUACUCAAUUACAGCUCAUUCUAAUGUUUCACAGACAUCAGCUGCUAGACUUCUUGCUGUUUUUAUUAACAAAUUGAGCAAUGAAUAUGAACUGAGUAAAAUAUUAGAAUUAGCAAGAUUGAAGAUUAAAGCCAAUCCUAGUCCAUCAUCUGUGAGACUUUCUGCUUGGAUUACCAAAUCACUUAUUCUUCGGGGCUACUAUCCUCCAUGUGAUGACUGGUUAGUUGAGUUAUUUAAUCUUGUUCCUGACCCUGUAUUUGGAAUGAAUGCUGCAGAUUGUGUCUGUUUGCUUUUAAAAGAGUGCCCAUAUUUAUCUGAAGCUAAUCAUUGUAAUAUAGGGUUAUUAUAUAAGCAAAGAAUUUUUCAGAAGAUUAAUUUACUGAUAUCACAGGAUGGGAAGCCUAAGAAGUCUUCAUCUUUGGCUGUGGCACAUAUGUUAAAAUAUUCUCCAACAAUACUUGUGCUUGGAGUUAUAAAUGAAUUAACAGGUAUGAUGGUGCACUGCUUAGAGUCAGAUGAUUGUAGUAUAACUUUGGCUAUCCUGGAAACUUUAUCUUCUCUGCUGGAAGCAGGUGUGGAAGUCUUGUGUACAUUAGCAGAAUCGUUUAUACCAAGAUUUAUUCUUCUUGCCCAGACUUCAUCAUAUAUGGCUGUUCGCCAAGAAGCUCUUAACUGCAUUUACUUAUAUGGAAAAUAUGACUCCAUGGAUAUGCUUCCUUACAAAACCAAGGUAUUGGCUGGAUUGCAGAAGUGUCUGGAUGACAAGAAGCGACUUGUUCGUCAGUCAGCUGUUAAAGCAAGGACUAGAUGGUUUUUAAUUUAAUUUAUGUUCUUUUUAAACAAAACAAAAGUUUUAUUUAAUAAUUUUUAUUGCAUAAAGUGAUAAAUUUCAAUAUCAAAAACAAAAAAAAAGGUGAUUAGGAAAUAACUAUUUUGUUUUUGUUUUUCUGUUGUUUUAGUAUUUUUUUCAGACAUUAGUUUUGCUUAUUUUAAGUGUUACAUAUUAAUUAUUACCAUAACUUGUAUUUUGUAUCUGAUGUAAAGUAAUAAUUCAUUAUUUUCAAUUAAGUUAACAUCUUUAAAUUUUAGUCAAAACGAUAUUGUAAUUUUUUUUUUUACUUCAUGAAUGAAUUGAAGAGGUUACUUUAAGAUCUAAUUGAAAAUUUAACUUUACAAUAUCACAUGGAAUGUAUUUUUCUCUUUUGAUAAAUUAAAAGCAAAACCUUGGAAGAGAAAGUUUUGAUGAGAAAUUAUUGGAAAGUUCGAUUCAAUUUAGUUCACAAAAAUGAAAUUAAAGUUUGAAGAAUAACUUUUUCUUUUAUGAAUAUGUACCCUUUUGAAAGUGAGCUCCUCAAUUUUCAGACUUUUAGAAUUUUGUCAUAAUUGGUUUGUCUCUUGCAAUAAACUGAUAAAUAUAUUAAUUGUUGCCAUUACUAAUUAAUGUGUAACAGCAAAAUUCUUUCUCUUGUUAUUUUUGUUACUUUUAAUUUAUUAGAUUUUUGUUUAAUUAUAACAAUAUCUGCCUAAUUAGGAAUUGUAAAUUGAUAUUGUACUACUACUUGAUAUACUAUUGAACAUACAGCCUUUUAGUUGCCUUAUUUUGUAUUGUUGUAAAUAAACCAAUGUUUGUUAUUAAAAAUACUGUUAUUUUUAUAAUCUGUGAUAAGUUACAGGGUAUCAUUUACAAACAAAAUUAAUUUGAAAAAAUAUACUCAUCUUUGUAAAUUUUUCAUGUACCAAAUAAUUAUCUAAUUGUAGUUUGUGUGUGUGUGCUUAGUUCUCUCAAAAUUAUCCUUAUUACAAGUUACUAUCAGUUAAAUUGCAUUAUUUGGAACACUUAUUAUGUUAAUUAGUUUUUCCUCCCUGGAAAUUGAUAGCCUUUUCCUUAACUAAAAUGAAUGAAUAAUAGUAUUAUUGAAUGACAUGUUUAUUAUCAUAAAGCCAAUAAAUAUAAUAUUCAUAUAAAUGUUACACAAUCCAUAGACAAUGGAAAAUUCCAUUUGUCAAGGAAUGUGGGUUAUUUCUACAAAAUAUGUCCCAUUUUAUAUCCUUAACAAAAUAGCUGAGAAAUAUCAUUUUCACAGUAUUAUUAAUUACAUUUUGAAUUUAUUUUUUUUAGUUCUAGACUCUUUUUUUAAAUAAACAAUAU